This is a messenger RNA of Echinops telfairi (small Madagascar hedgehog), 1283 nucleotides long. It is a transcript of the gene ATP1B3, whose product is annotated as ATPase Na+/K+ transporting subunit beta 3. Gene Ontology annotation, biological process: potassium ion import across plasma membrane; intracellular sodium ion homeostasis; intracellular potassium ion homeostasis. Lineage: Eukaryota; Metazoa; Chordata; Mammalia; Afrosoricida; Tenrecidae. The coding region runs from base 83 to 754 and encodes 223 amino acids. The record is from RefSeq and is a predicted model, not a curated record. Gene Ontology annotation, molecular function: ATPase activator activity. The transcript has 7 exons. Gene Ontology annotation, cellular component: sodium:potassium-exchanging ATPase complex.
CUCUUUACUUGGGGAAGAAGGUUUGAUCUUGCUCUUCUACCUAGUCUUCUAUGGGUUCUUGGCUGCUCUCUUCUCCUUCACAAUGUGGGUCAUGCUUCAGACUCUGAAUGAUGAGGUUCCAAAAUAUCGAGACCAGAUUCCCAGCCCAGGACUUAUGGUGUUUCCAAAACCAGUGACUGCUUUGGAGUACUCAUUCAGUUUGUCUGAUGCCAACUCCUAUAAAGGAUAUGUUGAAGAUCUCAGUCACUUUCUAAAGGCGUACACUGUAGAAGACCAGAAGAAUCUCACCGUCUGUCCUGAUGGCGCACUUUUUGAACAGAAAGGCCCUGUGUACACUGCGUGUCAGUUUCCUCUGCACUUACUUGACGCAUGCAGCGGCAUCGCUGAUCCUAACUAUGGCUAUUCAGCAGGAAACCCAUGUAUUCUUGUGAAAAUGAACAGAAUAAUUGGAUUAAAACCUGAAGGAGAGCCAAAGAUAACAUGUAUUUCAAAGAGUGAACAAGUGAAAAAUAUAGCAGCUUAUCCUCCGACUGGACUUAUAGACUUAAAAUAUUUUCCAUAUUAUGGGAAAAAAUUGCAUGUGGGGUAUCGGCAGCCAAUAGUUGCUGUCCAGGCUUUCUUUGCUCCUCUUAAUGGCAUCAAGAAAGAAGCGACAGUCGACUGCAAGAUUAAUGGCUCAUCCAACCUGAAAAACGAGGAUGAUCGUGACAAGUUUUUGGGACGAAUUUCGUUCAAGAUCACAGUGAAUGCAUAGCAUAAGUAGGGUGUUCUACAGAGUAAAUGUUGUGUGUCUGUCUUCAUCUUGUGUCAGCUGGACCUGCCAUUCUAGAACGAGAGCACCUUGGAGAAAGGGGGGGCGGGGUACGUGACACUGGGGUAACAUCAUACUGUGCUUCUAGACCUUAGGUUCCAUGUCCUCCGAAGUUACUGCCUGUUGCCUCUGCUGCCCUUGGACCAGUGUACAGAUGCCAUGUGAGGGCUGGUAAAUACCUGGCGGGGAGCAUGUGUAAUGGGGUGGUCUUAUCCUAUUUUUAUGUGGUUUACUUGCCAAGUUCUAAAGCUUAAUGUGCUGUGCUGUGUAAAUAUUUUAUGGAUUUAACACUGGUUCAUUGUCAUUUUGAUGCCAACACAAUUAAUUUUAGGGAUGCAAUGAUGGAAGAAUAAAUGGUACCUGGCCAACAUCAAUUGACUUUAUCGCUGCCAUAAAUGUGGGUGUGUGGAGACCCCUGAAGCUGUGUGUGUGAGGAGGAAAAAAGAUAAUAAAAGUGGAUUUGAAAGUGUUA